CUGUUUACAGCGUUAGUUCAAGUGUUUGUUUUUAAAUCUGAAACGACUUUUUAUUUUAUUUUUUAUAUUAAAAUGUCCUCACCGGAGUCGGAUUCUAAAGCUGAGGCCGAAGAUGAGGAUGAUCUAUUAUAUUUAAUGAUUUAUGACAUGAAAACAUAUGAAAAGGAGCUAAAAGAGACCGUUGAGAGGCCCACAGAGUGGUAGGGAGAGACCGAGACCUGAGCCUCUGAUAAUUGACGCUGAAAGUGAUGACUCAGAAGAUGAGACGACACAAGCACAAAGACAGAAAGACCAGGAAGUUGAUAAUACGGAGAGACCAGACAUGGAUACACUGGACAGUAUCCAAAGAACCCCAGUGAGGAAGGCGAAGGCGAAGGCGAGGGCAAAGAGAAAGGCAAGGGCAAAGGCGAAAGAUAAAAAGCCAUGGAGGAAAUCUGGUGCUGACAUCACAGAUUACUUUAACUAUGGUUUUGAUGAAGAAAGCUGGGACGCCUACUGUAAGCGACAGUUACAGAGCCGUGCCACUAAUACAAAGCUAUGGAAUAAUAUCAUGGCCCAGAGGGGGCACACUAGCCAUGAAGAAAAGAAGACUCGUUCUGCACCUCCCUUCUCAGGCAGCCAACCCACACUCGCUUCCAGAGAGUCAAGUCCUACCUCUGAUUUUAUUGGAGGACAAUCCAGCGGCAGAAAGAAACAGCGUCAGUGUCUCAAUGUUGAAGGAAACAAUACUCAGGAGGAUACCAAGAUGUCCCCAGAGGAGGAUCCAAUUACUUUUAAUGAUCUGCCCGCUCCAUCCAAUGUCAAUAUGAAGAAGUUUCUCCCUCCACGAUCUUACCCAUACCGAAAAGGACCCCCUCCUCCCUCUCCCCUUGGUGCUUUGUACAGACUCGAUAAAGGCUCUGAUGACCUCUCAACUUCAGUGUCUCCAUGUUCGUCAGGUGUAUCAUCCGUAAUCCCCGGGAACAUGACCUCCAGAGUUGGAUGGAUCGAAGCUGCCACGGCCUGGGAACGCUUCAUACGUCAAGAAAUGUGUGAACAGGACUGUGACAGAUUCAGACAGCGUUGCCUUGGUAAAGACAGCAAAAGAGGCAGCGACAGAGAUAGGGAGAGGACUUCCUCUUCGCACAGCAGUAAGGAAGAGCGCACAAGGCAUAGGGAGACUGUGGAGAGAGACCACAACCGCCACAGAUUCAGUGGAGAAAAAGAAGGACGGCGCCGAGAGAGGAGGCAUGGAGACACAGGCGAAGGAUGUCAAAAAUCAUCAUGCAGCAGCAGCAGCGGUAGAAGCAGCAGUAUCAGCGGCAUGAGUAGAAGGGGCAGUGGUGAGGGCAGAGACAGUCAGAGUAGACUCAAACACAAAAAGGCCAAAAGAAAUAGGAAGGACAAGGACACCGAGAUGUUCCGCGACCAAGAGAGGAAAUUAAAAUCUGACUGACUUUCAGUCCCCAAUUUUUCUUUUUAAUGAGAAGAGCUGCCCUGUGGCUUCUUCCUGUAUCUUUCAUCAGAAAAUGUGAGUUUAAUUAGAAUUUCACGAGACAAACUUUUAGACCAUUU
Larimichthys crocea (large yellow croaker) is the source of this 1554-nucleotide messenger RNA. RefSeq names its product FIP1 like 1a (S. cerevisiae) (gene fip1l1a). The record is from RefSeq and is a predicted model, not a curated record. Gene Ontology annotation, biological process: mRNA processing. The transcript has 13 exons. Lineage: Eukaryota; Metazoa; Chordata; Actinopteri; Sciaenidae. The coding region runs from base 323 to 1435 and encodes 370 amino acids.